CACACACGCGCACACUGGCCCCCGCGCGCACACGCACGGAGGGCGCGAGCGAGCAGACGCGCACACCCGGCGAGCCAAGUUCCGCAGCCUGGCAUGGCUUCUGGGGACCUUUACGAGGUGGAAAGGAUCGUGGACAAGAGGAAGAACAAGAAGGGCAAGUGGGAGUACCUCAUCCGAUGGAAAGGCUAUGGCAGCGCCGAGGACACCUGGGAGCCCGAGCACCACCUGCUGCACUGCGAGGAGUUCAUCGACGAGUUCAACGGGCUGCCCGUGCCCCGGGACAAGCGCGCCAAGGCCGGGAAGCAGCCGGGUGCCGGCAAGCUCCUGCGCGACAGCCGGGGCCCUGGCGACAAGCUGGCCCCGCGGCCCGCAGAGCCCGGCAAGAGCAAGGCGGCCUCGCACAAGCGGAAGCGCAUCAACCCUCCGCUGGCCAAGCCCAAGAAAGGGUGUGCAGGCAAGUCCCCCGGGCCGGGGGGCGACAGGGCCGCCAAGACCGUGUCCUACCGGACUACCCCUAGUGGCUUGCAAAUCAUGCCCCUGAAGAAGGCUCAGAACGGCCUGGAGAACGGGGACGGGGACGGUGGCUCCGAGAAGGACGAGAGGCACUUUGGGAACGGGUCCCUUCAGCCUGAUGUGGAUUUGGAUGACCCGGUUGGAGAGCAGGAUGCUGUGGACUGCGACGGGACCCACUCCGUGCUGGUGGAGAACGGGCUCGGUUCUGCACUGACCAACGGGGGGCUGAGCCUGCACAGCCCCAUGAAGAGGAAGCUGGAGACAGAAAAGGAUUACGUCUUUGACAAGAGGCUCAGGUACAGCGUCCGGCAGAACGAGAGCAACUGUCGGUUUCGAGACAUCGUGGUGCGGAAGGAGGAGGGCUUCACACACAUCCUGCUGUCCAGCCAGACCUCAGACAACAACGCGCUGACCCCGGAGAUCAUGAAGGAGGUCCGGCGAGCACUGUGCAACGCGGCCACAGACGACAGCAAGCUGCUGCUGCUCAGCGCGGUGGGGAGCGUGUUCUGCAGUGGCCUGGACUACUCCUACCUGAUUGGCCGGCUGUCCAGUGACCGGCGGAAGGAGAGCACUCGAAUUGCAGAAGCCAUCAGGGACUUUGUGAAGGCCUUUAUUCAGUUUAAGAAGCCUAUUGUGGUGGCCAUCAACGGGCCAGCCCUGGGCCUGGGUGCCUCCAUUCUGCCUCUCUGUGACAUCGUGUGGGCCAGCGAGAAGGCCUGGUUUCAGACACCCUACGCCACCAUCCGCCUCACGCCCGCUGGCUGCUCCUCCUACACCUUCCCCCAGAUCCUGGGUGUGGCGCUGGCUAACGAGAUGCUAUUCUGCGGGCGGAAGCUCACGGCCCAGGAGGCCUGCAGCAGAGGCCUGGUGUCCCAAGUCUUCUGGCCCACCACAUUCAGCCAGGAGGUCAUGCUGCGGGUCAAGGAGAUGGCGUCCUGCAGUGCCGUGGUGCUGGAGGAGUCCAAGUGUCUGGUGCGGAGCUUCCUGAAGUCGGUGCUGGAGGACGUGAACGAGAAGGAGUGCCUCAUGCUCAAGCAGCUCUGGAGCUCCUCCAAAGGCCUGGACUCCCUGUUCAGCUACCUGCAGGACAAGAUCUACGAGGUCUGAAGGGCUCCGGCUCACUUGUGCCCGCGCUCAGGGCACCUGACUUCCAGCUCAGCCCCGGGUUCCCGCCACCGAGCCCAGCGUGGCCCUGGCCAAGGAGUCUGUUGAGCUGUCUCUGUCCCUAGGGUCGUGUCCAUUUCCUUGUGUCCUCUGGUCGUCCUCAUUGGCUUGAUUCUGUGUA
Urocitellus parryii (Arctic ground squirrel) is the source of this 1798-nucleotide messenger RNA. It is a transcript of the gene Cdyl2, whose product is annotated as chromodomain Y like 2. Gene Ontology annotation, molecular function: transcription corepressor activity. NCBI's taxonomy places the organism in Eukaryota, Metazoa, Chordata, Mammalia, Rodentia, Sciuridae. Gene Ontology annotation, cellular component: nucleus. The record is from RefSeq and is a predicted model, not a curated record.